Messenger RNA from Habropoda laboriosa, 1020 nucleotides. RefSeq lists its product as uncharacterized. The transcript has 4 exons. Lineage: Eukaryota; Metazoa; Arthropoda; Insecta; Hymenoptera; Apidae. Bases 1 to 1020 code for a protein of 339 amino acids. The record is from RefSeq and is a predicted model, not a curated record.
AUGACGGCCGUGAGAUGUACGAUUCUGGUGCUGUUGAUCAGCGUCGUCGUCGCGGUAUCUUCCGCUGGACUGCUCGAGACGCUGUUCUCGUGGGAUUUGCCAGAUGCUGUUGGUAGAUCGAACACGCCGCAAUCGCAAUGUCUCUGUCAGACCACCAAUUGCCUAUGCUGCGUCGAUCUCAAUCUGACGGCCACCAUCGAUCUGGGUGGCCCAGCCUGCAUCAACGUCAAACAGAAGGAGCAGAACAUCUCGUUGAACCUUAGCUACGGCGACAACCCGGUGCACAAUGCCACUAUUAAGAUCGUGGAUGCAGCCAACAGGCCGACCUGCAUGAACCUUCUAUCAGACCUGGCGCAAAUAUGCGCCAAGUUCACUACGAUCAAGCAAGCGGAAGCCGGUUACGACGGUUGUCUGGUGAUCGAGCCCGCAUUGCUGGGUACGCCUCAAGCCACUUACCACAUGGGAUGCUUCAAUUUCAAUCAGGUGGUCCGGCAGCUCGAAGCCAUUGCCACCACCGAGACGAUAGAAGCCACAGACAACACCGAGGAGGAGGAAGACCCGUUGAACACCGACGAAUUAAUCGCAGCUGUGUCAGCUAGCGCCGAACAAGGAAUAGCGCUCUUCUCGCAAUGGCUGGGGCUGAAUUUGAACCCAAAAUUGAACCUGACCAACAGGAACAACCAUCAGGAGGCGGCUAAUCAACGAGCAAUCCCAUCCACGACUUCGCGAUCCGCUCGAGCGCAUUGGGAUCAAGAGGAGAAGAACGACGAACGGUUCAAGCAGUUACUCAGCGCUCAAGACAAUAUCCUGAAGGGUUCCGCGAUGAUCGGCCAGCCGAACGGCGCUGAAACGACGUUCGUUUACUCGAAACCCUCCGAGCUGUUUUCCCCGGAGAAGAAUAACGAGGAGAGGAGGGUGGACCAGGUGAAAAUCGAUCCGGAACACCUGGUCGUGGUGCCGAAGGAGUCAAGGAGAGGCGGAAGGGCGUACAAUAUUCAUCAGCACGUGAACGAGAUCUGA